AAAUUUCCCAAACUCUUAUUUUUACAGCUUCCUUUCAAACCACUGUCUCUCUCUUUACAAUGACGGUAAAGGACUGCGACCACCACCACCACCAUUGCGAUCGUCACCGUCUCUACCGCCGCAUAGCCUGCGCCAUCUUCACCGUCGUCCUCCUCGUCGGAGUCGUGAUCUUCCUCAUAUGGGCCAUCCUCCGACCGUCCAAGCCGCGCCUCAUCCUCCAAGACGUCACUGUCUUCGCCCUCAACGUCUCCGCCGUCCCGCCGAUCACCAUCUCCGCCACGAUGCAGAUCACCGUCUCGUCCCGCAACCCUAACAGCCGCAUUGGCGUUUACUACCAGAAAAUGGAUGUCUACGCCGCCUACCGCGGCCAGCAGGUCACGCUCCCCACCGUGCUGCCGCCGACGUACCAAGGCCAUAACGACGUCGUUGUUUGGUCCCCGUUCUUGUAUGGCGACGCCGUGCCGGUGUCGCCGGAGUUUGCAGGGGCUUUGAGCGAGGAUAACAAUGUUGGAGCCAUGCUGUUCAGUAUCAAAGUCAAUGGGCAGGUUCGGUGGAAGGUUGGGAGCUGGAUCUCCGGGAGAUAUCGGCUGAACGCGAACUGUCCGGCGUACAUAAGGUUCGGCGACCCGAAGCAAGGGAUCGCCUUCGGACCGGCCAUGAAGUUUCAGUUCGUUCAAGCUUGUUAUGUCGACAUUUGACGUGGCAGAUAAUAAAUAAUUGUUUCAUUUUUUUUUUAAUAUUUUAAUUUCUCUUCCCAUCUUGUUAAAAACUCUCUAUGUAGUUGCCGUGCCAGCCAUGAGAAUUGUUGGAAUAUAUAUAUAAAUUACAUUAAUACAAUGUAGACCCUUAAUUAGAACGGUUCAAAAUACUGAAUCA
Molecule: messenger RNA, 876 nt
Organism: Momordica charantia (bitter melon)
Lineage: Eukaryota; Viridiplantae; Streptophyta; Magnoliopsida; Cucurbitales; Cucurbitaceae
Product: NDR1/HIN1-like protein 1
Biological process (GO): defense response to other organism
Cellular component (GO): plasmodesma; plasma membrane
Source: RefSeq, a predicted model, not a curated record